CUCUCACAAGCACAUCUACACGGGGUCGAGCGCGGAACUUUCGCCGAUAUCACAGCUCGCCUUUUGUUUUGGCAUUUCUUGCUAAAAAAAACAAACAAAAAAAAAACAGCUUUCCGUGCGCACGGGUUAUCCUUUUUUUGUUGUUUUCUUUUGGACAUGGCGCUGGACAGGAGACUGGACCUGCUGCUCGGACUGGUCUUGUUGGUGCAGUGUGUGCACGACGCUGGAGCCCAGCUCGCAGACUGGACCGGCGUGCCUUACUCGCACGGACAAGCGGAACAGGCCCUGGACGUGCUGGUGGACAUGAAGACGUACGCUCAGCGGUGGAGGAGAUGGCUUCCAAACAGUGCACGCAGCAUGGACACCAACAGGGCCAGCCAGGAAGAAGAGGAGGAUGAGGAAGAGGACGGCUUUCCAGGCUUGAUGUCGACAGAGGACGCUGACAACAGCUCGCAAGUUGAAGAGGACACAGACCAUAACUACUACACGUCCAAGACAUACGGGCCGACAGACCCCGUCGGCAACGGCUUGUGGGUGAACAUCGAGCAGAUGGACAAAGAAAAAGUAAAGAUUCACAGCAUUCUAUCCAACACGCACAGGCAAGCAGCGAGAGUCAAUCUGUCCUUCGAUUUCCCUUUUUAUGGACAUCUCCUGCGUGAAAUCACCGUGGCAACUGGCGGGUUCAUCUACACGGGCGACGUGGUGCACCGCAUGCUAACUGCCACACAAUACAUCGCUCCACUCAUGGCCAACUUUGACCCCAGUGUGUCCAGGAACUCCACCGUCAUCUACUUUGACAACGGUACGUCUCUGGUGGUGCAGUGGGACCACGUCCACCUGCAGGACAACUACAACCUGGGCAGCUUCACCUUUCAGGCCACGCUACACGACAGCGGACGCAUCGUCUUUGCGUACAAAGAGAUUCCAAUCGAGUUGGCACAGAUCAGCUCCGUCAACCACCCGGUGAAGGUGGGCCUCUCUGAUGCCUUCGUGGUACUCCACAAAAUCCAGCAGAUCCCCAACGUGAGGCGUAGGACCAUCUACGAGUACCACCGCGUGGAGCUGACCAAGACCAGGAUCACCAACGCCACAGCGGUGGAAAUGACCCCCCUGCCCACAUGUCUCCAGUUCAACACGUGUGAUGCCUGCAUCUCCUCACAGAUUCACUUUAACUGUAGCUGGUGCCAUCGACUCAACAGAUGUUCAAGUGGUUUUGACCGCCAUCGGCAGGACUGGGUGGACCACAGCUGUCCAGAUGAGACAAAGGACAAAAUGUGUGACAUAAUAGACACCACGUACCUGUACCCUGUCACCACUUCCAUUGCUGCCAAGACCACACUCAAGAGCAAAGAAGUCACGCCUUCCAGCACACAGCCUCCCACCAGUGCCCCCACUGAAGACGAUACAAAGAUCGCUCUGCACCUUCGAGAAAAUCAAGUGAUGCCAGUGAGCGGCGCGGCCGAUAGGAAGCCAGGCACGCAUCCUUUGCACACAGGUUUAAUCCUGGGUGUCCUCCUGGUGAUGCUGAUCCUGGUGGUGGGCGUGCUGGUCAGCGUCUACAUCUACCACCACCCCACCUCCGCCGCCAGCCUCUUCCUCAUGGAGAGACGGCCCAGCAGGUGGCCGGCCAUGAAGUUCCGUCGGGGUUCGGGCCGGCCGGCGUACGCGGAGGUGGAGCCUGCCGGUCAGGAGAAGGAGGGCUUCAUCGUUUGCGAGCAGUGCUGAAGGGGAGGGGUCACGCUCCCGAUGUCCCUCCCCCUUCUUCUUUCUCACACCAGCCCUCCUCAUCCUGCUGAGGAUGUGGACCCGGUCCCCGGACGCGGUCCUGGACCCGGGCCGUGGAUCCGGACGGAUGCAGCGGCCAGAAACUCUGGAGAAGUGACUGCUUAUUGCCAGGAAGUGAGGGGGGGGGCGCUGUUGUGGUCAAUCUGCAUCACUCUCUGUCCUUUCUCUUCUUACUGCCCCCUACUGCUUAUAAAGAGCGCUGCAGGCUGGACGGACUUCCUGUGGUGGUCAGGAAGUGCAAAACAAUGUUGCCAACACUUUUACGUUGCAUUAAAAUAGAUCAACGCAUUAACAAAAGGCGAAAAUAAUGACAAUUACACAAAAAGGAACACUCCAAAAUGUAUUGCCUUCGCCCAAAUCACAAUAAUUACAAAGUUAUGUUUGUUUCUUGUGUAAACGAACACCAUUUAUUUCUCAAACGACACAAUUGUUGUGCUCCCGUGUAGCUCAGAACUACUUCCUGUUCCUGUCUACAGCGCUAAGCCUUCUGGGUAAUGUAGUAUAUAAACAUGCAUUCCUUGUUCACAUGUAUUUAUAUAUUUAUUUAAUCCUUAUUUAUCCGGGGUAAGACCAGAACAGAUUUCCAUUUGCAGUGAUGACUUUGCGAAGGGGCAGCAUUUUCAUGUUAGAGAUGUUGAAGUGUGAUGAUAAUCUCUCAUUGUCUCUCCUUUGCCAACCAAAAUUAGCGCUAUAGAUCCCAGUUGACAAAUGCUCUCAGCGUGAAGGCUUGGUGAAUAAAUGAAUGUUUAAGAUGUUCAAA
This is a messenger RNA of Nerophis ophidion (straightnose pipefish), 2545 nucleotides long. RefSeq names its product plexin domain containing 2b (gene plxdc2b). Bases 157 to 1725 code for a protein of 522 amino acids. NCBI's taxonomy places the organism in Eukaryota, Metazoa, Chordata, Actinopteri, Syngnathiformes, Syngnathidae. The record is from RefSeq and is a predicted model, not a curated record. The transcript is spliced from 14 exons.